AUGGCCUUUUCGCCUCCGUCAAGGUGGCAAGCAGUUCCAGAGCCUCCAUCGUUUCGCAGCGGCUUUAGAAAUCGCACAAUCGUAUUGAGAUUUUCAACUACAAACAAUAUGACCGCGUUAUGCAACAGUCCUUCACGUCUGGGCUUUUUCCGAGGGUUUGAAAUUCGAAAAGAAAGGAUUCCCCUGGGAAGCUCUCCUGCUGAGCUGAUGAUGGAAGUUAUUAAUGAACAUGCUAGUAAAGGCUCAUUAUGCCAACUGCUCGACCGAUUCGUUUCCUCUGGCCGAAAUUUCAAACUGCGAUCGAUAUGGGAAAACAGGGUGGAGACGCGGCGUUUGCAAUGCGCCUCCGUUGGUUUGGGAUUUCGUUACGAUGUAAGGCGAGUUGAAGUGGAUUGUUCACGUAAAUGGCGGUGGUCGCCAGGUGGUAUGGAGGGGGGCGAGGGCCGGUGA
Molecule: messenger RNA, 450 nt
Organism: Cercopithifilaria johnstoni
Lineage: Eukaryota; Metazoa; Nematoda; Chromadorea; Rhabditida; Onchocercidae
Source: the annotation of a GenBank genome assembly